GCGCUGCGGAGCGCAGGGCGGGGGCACCGCCGGCUCCCAAUAGCGCACAAUGAGCUAGUGUUGGGCGCCGGAAGUAGGGCCGAAGGAAAACACGGAGAGGGAGCCCGGCCGGGACAGGAAGAGGCGGGGGCGCGGCGGAGGCGGUGAGUGCUCCGGAGUCUUUUCCUGGUCUCUCCCGGGUCUCUCCCGGCUCGCCCCGGCGGGCUGUCGUGUGGGCCAGUCUUGGGAGUGCAAGUCGGGCCUGGCCGGAGGUGGAAAGUAAGAAAAUUGAAAUCAAAGACCAUGGGAGAUGCAGUAAAACCUUAUAUUGUGAAGGGCACUAAAGGCCGAGGAACUGUUGAUGAUGAUGAUUUCAGAAGGGGUUACCUCCAACAAGAUUAUUUAAUAAUGGAUGAUUAUGUUAAGGGCCAUAGCAGUAAAAUGGAAAAGGGCCUACCAAAAAAAAAGAUAACACCUGGGAACUAUGGUAAUACACCCAGAAAAGGACCAUAUCCUGUUUCCAGCAAUCCAUAUGCAUUUAAAAACCCAAUCUACAGUCAGCCCGUUCGGAUGAAUGACAGCCACAAAGAUCAGUGUAAGAGAUGGCUAUUUGAUGAAGUUACUGGUAACUCAGACAAUUGGAGAGAAUUCAAACCCGGACCUAGAAUUCCUGUCACAAGCCGUCCAAGAAAAGACUCCUUUCAAGAAAGUGAGGAUGGUUACAGGUGGCAGGAUGGAAGAGGCUGCCGUACUGUGAGACGCCUGUUUCCCAAAGACCUGACAAGCCUGGAGACCAUGUCAGAACUGGAAGCUGGGAGUCCUGAAAACAAGAAACAGCGGUCCCGACCCAGGAAGCCACGGAGGACUAGAAAUGAGAAAUAUGAACAAGAUGGAGAAUUAGACGGUCCUGUGAUUGACGAGUCUGUACUUUCCACAAAGGAGCUGCUGGGCUUACAGCAGGCUGAGGAGCGGUUGAAGAGAGACUUCAUUGACAGGCUAAAAAGGAGACCACGAAACUGCCCUACAGCAAAGUACACCUGCAAACUCUGUGAUGUUUUAAUUGAAUCUGUUGCAUUUGCUCAUAAGCAUAUCAAAGAGAAGAGGCACAAGAAAAACAUGAAGGAAAAGCAGGAGGAAGAGUUGCUCACUACAUUACCCCUACCAACACCCUCUCAGAUAAAUGCAGUUGGCAUUGCUAUUGACAAAGUGGUGCAGGAGUUCGGCUUACACAAUGAGAACUUGGAACAGAGGCUAGAAAUUAAACGCAUCAUGGAAGACGUGUUCCAGCACAAGCUACGAGAUUGUUCUCUAAGAUUAUAUGGGUCUUCCUGUAGCCGAUUGGGUUUCAAAAAUUCGGAUGUAAAUAUUGACAUUCAAUUUCCAGCCAUUAUGUCUCAACCAGAUGUCCUCUUACUUGUUCAAGAAUGUUUAAAAAACAGUGACGCCUUCACUGAUGUUGAUGCUGAUUUCCAUGCUAGGGUACCAGUGGUGGUGUGCAGAGAGAAGCAAAGUGGUCUUCUUUGUAAAGUGAGCGCAGGAAAUGAAAGUGCUUGCCUGACAACAAAGCACUUAUCUAUCCUUGGAAAACUAGAACCAAAGCUGGUUCCUCUGGUGAUCGCAUUUAGGUACUGGGCAAAGCUUUGCAGUAUAGACUGCCCUGAAGAAGGAGGCCUACCGCCUUAUGUGUUCGCCCUGAUGGCUGUUUUCUUUCUUCAGCAGAGGAAGGAACCUCUUCUGCCAGUUUAUCUAGGAUCAUGGGUUGAUGGAUUCUCAUUAAACAAACUAGGGAACUUCAACCUUAAAGCCAUAGAGGAUGAUUCUGUGAUCUGGGAAUAUACCAGUAAUGCUGCAGGGGACACAAACGCAGCCAAAGAAGAGGCACCAAAAGAAAUGCCUGUCAGAAGGGGGCAGGUGUCAUUAACGUUUGAAGUAAAACACCAGCCUUCAGUACCAGUUGGGCAGCUCUGGGUGGAGUUGCUGCGAUUCUAUGCUUUAGAAUUUAAUCUGGCUGAUUUAGUGAUAAGUAUUCGUGUCAAAGAAUCAAUAUCUCGGGAAUCAAAGGAUUGGCCUAAAAAGCGCAUUGCCAUUGAAGAUCCCUACUCGGUUAAGAGAAAUGUGGCAAGGACCCUAAAUAAUCAACCUGUGUUUGAAUAUAUACUUCAUUGUUUAAGGACAACAUAUAAAUAUUUUGCUCUUCCACACAAAGUUGGAAAAUCCAGUCUUCCAAAGCCUCUCAGCCCAGUUUCAUGUAUUUCAGAACAUUCUAAAGAAGUAGUAAAUUAUGAUCCAGAUGUACAACCAAAAGAUGAUAAGCUCAGAAACUCAGUUUUGACUCAAAGUCCUGGUGCUACUACCACUUCAACUGCCAAUACCGGAAAGACACAGCCACUGUCUCUUAAAGAGAUGACAAAAAGCUUUGGAAGCCUACCAGCAGAAGAAGUGGGAAAUGACCAUAUCACCAUCUGUCUAGAAGACUCAAGCUGUGACCAGGGACAAGUAGAAAGAGGAAGUAAAAAUGAGAAAGAGAAAAUCGAAAAGGAGGGCAAGUGUCCUUUGACUACCCAUGUUCAAAGUCUAAGCAGUAGUAAGUAUGGUGAGCUUGUAGCCUGUGGCAGUACACAUAUUUAUGAGACAGAUGGCGCUUUGGAGUUAGAAGACCUCCAGAAUCCUAUGGGUAAAAAAUGUGAUGGAUUUUCUACUUUAGAUGGUAAGACCAAUGUUGAAGAAAGUAUAGAAGGUGCCAGUGAACUAGAAGACUCUGUAGACUACAUUGCCCCUUUAAUCCAAGGCCAGACAUCAGAAAUCAAUCCGUUUGAUGAAGAGGAGGAGGAAGAUGAAGAGGAGGAGGAGGAGGAAGAGGAGGAGGAGGAGGAAGAGGAGGAGGAGGAGGAGGAGGAGGAACCACCCAGACUCACCAUUAACCGAGGGGAAGCUGAGGAUGGCACUGCUAAUGAAGAUGAGUUUGGCAACACCUAUGCUGGAUCAGGGGAUGAGGAUGCCCAGUCUGAAGAGGAGGAUGAUGAAUUAGUUGGCCCUACUAACCAUGAAGACUUGAAAGAAUGUGGAAAACAUGUAGAUGGAGCUCUACUCAUGGAACUUAAUAAAAUAAAUCUUAAAGGGGAAAAGGCACAAGAGGAAAAUUCACCUGUGGAUCAGUCUGAUUUCAUCUAUGAAUUUAGUAAACUUAUCUUCACCAAAGGCAAGUCUCCCACGGUAGUAUGCAACUUAUGUAAACGAGAAGGCCAUCUAAAAAAGGACUGUCCUGAAGACUUCAAAAGAAUCCAGCUGGAACCUUUGCCACCACUAACACCCAAGUUUUCAUAUAUCUUAGAUCAAGUUUGCAUCCAGUGUUACAUGUUUUAUGUCUUAGCUGUCUCAUUUGGAACACACAGUAAGUUAAUUGUGAAAGACAGACAGACAGGGAAGGAGGUCCUUAAAGCACACUCCCACCCUGUGCAGGGACUUACAACCCCCAGCCUUGUAUCUGAGGAUUUUUCUCCAAGUACUUCAGAAGAGCAGGCUCGUGAACAUAUUCGACAAAACCUAGAGAGUUUCAUAAGACAAGACUUUCCAGGAACUAAAUUGAGCUUGUUUGGCUCCUCGAAAAAUGGAUUUGGGUUCAAACAGAGUGACCUUGACGUCUGUAUGACAAUUAAUGGACAUGAAACUGCUGAGGGGUUAGACUGUGUAAGAACUAUUGAAGAAUUGGCAAGAGUCCUCAGAAAACAUUCAGGUUUGAGAAACAUCCUACCUAUUACAACAGCAAAGGUGCCAAUUGUGAAAUUCUUCCAUUUGAGAAGUGGUCUGGAAGUGGAUAUCAGUUUAUAUAACACAUUGGCCCUUCAUAACACAAGACUUUUAUGUGCUUACUCAGCCAUUGAUCUUAGAGUGAAAUAUUUAUGUUAUACUAUGAAAGUAUUUACAAAGAUGUGCGAUAUUGGUGACGCUUCCAGGGGCAGCCUGUCGUCCUACGCGUACACUCUCAUGGUGCUGUAUUUCCUCCAGCAGCGGAGCCCACCAGUCAUUCCCGUCCUGCAGGAGGUAUUCAGAGAAGAAAUAUACAGAGGUGAAAAGAAACCUGAAAUAUUUGUUGAUGGCUGGAAUAUUUAUUUUUUUGAUCAAAUAGAUGAACUGCCUACCUAUUGGCCAGAAUAUGGGAAAAAUACAGAAUCUGUUGGGCAGCUAUGGCUGGGACUUCUUCGUUUCUACACAGAGGAAUUUGACUUUAAAGAGCAUGUUAUUAGCAUCAGGAGAAAAAGCCUGCUUACAACUUUUAAGAAACAGUGGACCUCGAAAUACAUUGUUAUUGAAGAUCCUUUUGAUUUGAAUCAUAAUCUUGGAGCUGGAUUAUCAAGGAAAAUGACAAAUUUUAUAAUGAAAGCUUUUAUCAAUGGUAGAAGAGUAUUUGGAAUUCCAGUCAAAGGAUUUCCAAAGGACUACCCCUCAAAAAUGGAAUACUUUUUUGAUCCAGAUGUACUAACUGAAGGAGAGCUGGCCCCAAAUGAUAGAUGCUGUCGAAUUUGUGGGAAAAUUGGACACUUCAUGAAGGACUGUCCCAUGAGGAGAAAAGUCAGAAGACGGCGAAAUCAGGAAGAUACUCUGCACCAAAGAUAUCCUGAGAACAAAGACAAAAAAAGCAAGGAGGAGAAAGAAAUUCAAAACAAGUACGCAGAAAGGGAGGUAUCAGCAAAAGAAGAUAAGUCUGUGCCAUGUGCAGCUCAGAAAGCCAAAACUGUGAGGGCAGCUGUUGACCCGGGGAGGGAGAAGAUUCUCAGGCCACUCAUGGAAAAAUGGAAGAGGCAGGACAAUAAAGACUUAAGAGAAAAGUGCUGUUUCAUUUGUGGAAGAGAAGGGCACAUUAGAAAAGAAUGUCCACAGCUUAAAGUCUCUGCAGGUGUGUCUAAGUCACAGUGUGUGUUUGGAUCCCCUUCUUCACCUAGCCCUUUGAGACCAGCUGGUCCAUUUGCUCAGGCAGUGAUUUUACAUGAAGACAAAAAGAAACACAAAACAGCAAUAUUUUUGAGUCCCCAGUCAGGUAGCCUUUCCAGUAAAUACACGACUCAGGGAAAAGCCUCAGCGAAGAGGAGCCCACAGGAAUCGUGAGGGGAGGAAGGCACAGCACUAUACCUGGCACUCAGGCGUCCGUAUUCACUCAUAAAUCAGGUUCAUUUCACAGGACAUAGCAGCAUAGAUCAGGCUUCAACUUCACAUUCUAGGGAAAUGUCAGAUUUUUUUUAAUAUAAUGAAAUUGUUAAUGAGGAAAAAAAAUUUUAAUAUAGUCUUAUAUACCACCAAUCCCCAUAGAUGUAAGGAUUUUAAUAGAAAGCCAUGAUGUAUGUAUUUAAGCCAGGUUAAAAGAAAAAAAUGUAACUGUGGGCCAGUAUUCAAUGAAUAUAGCUUCAUGGUUUUUAAUUCUUUCAAAGCACAUGAAAAAUGGUGUGCUGAUAAACCCCCAAGUACAUUAACUCCUUUUUUCCUAUAAAUCCCUUGUUUUGAAGAGGGAAAUUAUAUUUAUUGAUGUUUACUGAAUCCUUGUGUGGAAGGUAUCAAAUAUGUGUGAACUGCUACUACUGUACUUACAUUUACGAGCGUUUCUUUCAUGCUCUUUGUAGAAGUGAACAUGACCUGAGACCUAUUUAUGGGAGCCCUCUGUGGGUGCACAUGCGCAGUGCCACUGACGGGGCACUGGGUGUUUACUGCUAAAUCAACAGAACUCUUAUGCUCAGAAAAAAUGAAAUCAGGAAAACAAGUGGCCCUGUUUCCUGUCAUUUUAAAAGAAACACUGACAAAAGUACUUUUUUUUACUUUUUCUGAUAUUCACAAAUUAGGGUGGCGAACUUUUAAAGACCCCGAAGAUGGAAGAGAUGUCUGGGCCAGUCACUAGUGUGCUCACUCACCUAGGUCUGACUGGAAUCCUCCCGGGACUGUUUCUCUAAUGUCAUAAGCUUUUCCAAAGUACUGCGUGGUCAAAACUAUGCCUCGCUUUAUCAUUUUGAAAUAAAAUCAAAGUUUCAACCUGUAA
Heterocephalus glaber (naked mole-rat) is the source of this 6001-nucleotide messenger RNA. Lineage: Eukaryota; Metazoa; Chordata; Mammalia; Rodentia; Bathyergidae. The record is from RefSeq and is a predicted model, not a curated record.